Messenger RNA from Dermochelys coriacea (leatherback sea turtle), 623 nucleotides. RefSeq names its product shisa like 2A (gene SHISAL2A). Bases 19 to 369 code for a protein of 116 amino acids. Lineage: Eukaryota; Metazoa; Chordata; Testudines; Dermochelyidae. The transcript is spliced from 4 exons. The record is from RefSeq and is a predicted model, not a curated record.
GAGGGGUCCCGCCCCACCAUGAGCUCCGACUGCACCAGCUACCUGGGCGCCGACGGGGCGCUGGUGCGCGGCUUCAGCUGCCCGCGGGCGGACGGCGAGGCGAGCGCCCUGUACUGCUGCGGCUUCCAGGACGUCAAGUACUGCUGCGAUGACCCCCGCAGCUUCUUCCCCUACGAGCACGGCUACAUGUGGUGGCUCAGUGUUGGAGCACUUGUGGGUCUGUCAAUAGCAGCGGUGGUCCUGCUUGCUUUUAUCAUCACAGUGUGUGUUCUCUGUUACUUAUUUAUCAGUACGAAGCCACGCAACAAGCUGGAUACAGGUUUAAGCUUGCAGACAGCAGGCAGUAAGACUAGAAGUUGUUCUUUGUGAAAAAUAGAGAGGCACUGGACUGGAUUCUGCCAGUGCUGCAAUACAGUAGGCAUGGAACCAUAUCCUUCAGAAGGCACCAGCUGAAGCAGUGCAUCUGCAGAGCCAAAUGGAUUCAGGAAAUGCUUCCUUAGCCAUAAACUGGAUUGUGUUAUACCAAUAAAAUAAAAACCAGCAGGAUCUUAUUAAAGGGGAAAAGGCAAAAUGCCACAUUUAUUGUGAAUACCGAAAGAAUCAUAGUAAGCAGUUAGUUUAUA